Molecule: messenger RNA, 894 nt
Organism: Chlamydomonas reinhardtii
Lineage: Eukaryota; Viridiplantae; Chlorophyta; Chlorophyceae; Chlamydomonadales; Chlamydomonadaceae
Exons: 3
Coding region: 257-733 (158 amino acids)
Source: RefSeq, a predicted model, not a curated record
UGUCAAGAUGGCGGACACAACAGAGGUAACAGAAUUUGAUACAAAACGUCAGAAAACUCGGCAUGGUUUUGAAAACGCGCGCGAUGACCAGGACGCCGCAGUUCUCGAGCAUCAGGUCGCUGCUGAGGCUCCUGAAAAAUGCCCCUCGGAGUUCCAGGUGCAGCGGACCCGCCUGGCCAGUGCCACUAACAAGAUGGCAAGCGCUGCCACCACCUUCUCUGCGUUGCUGACUAACGUCGAGAGUUUCUGUGGAUAUAUGAUUGGAAAGCUCCAAGACGACGAGGAGCGCUACAAGUUCCUGGCCAGGUACCGCAACUUCGUGGGCAUGUUCGAGGAGCGGGCCUUCACGCGGAUGCGGUUGCUGCCCAAGUACAAAGCAGCGCUAGCGGCCGGUGCCAAGCCCCUGAAGAAGAGGCGGGAGGCCCUGGAGCUAAUGUCGGAUCUGGCGAACGCCGAGAAGAAACAGAACGUGGAUGUUCGGGCGGAGACACUCACGCAGGGCAACCUGCUGAUGCGGGACGCGUGGAAUGAGAGCGUCGUGCUGAAGGGCCUUGCACUUGACGAGUACGCUGAGCUGCGCAUCUUCAAAUAUGACACCGACUCCCACCUCUACCAGUCUGUCAGCCCAGCGCAGGCGCUUGCUGAGCUGAAGACGUCGCUGCCGCUGCCGGACCCCUACGCCCGCUACAAGCCGUUGCUCGUUAAGCUGCUGGAGCUGUUGUCGGGGCCCUAGACGGGCGCAGCCCUGUAUUGUGUCCGUGGUUGCCGAGAUUCGCGGCAGCCAGCUGUCUCCUGCAGCCCGCCCGGCGCCCGCCCAGCCCAGCGGCGCAACUGUGGCGCUGUUUCUUAUCAGGCGGUCGCGAUGCUGUGGGCGGAAGCAUGAGACAUUCCACC